AUGUGGCUGAGUCGCGCCAUUGUCGAGAGCAUGUCAAGGCUGAGGAAGCAGUUGAAGGCUGUGUUGAAGAGACGGAAUGAUGCUACGCUCAUCAUCCCUUUGGCUGGCGCAGCUGCCAGAGCCGCAGAUGGCACAUUUGAAAGACGAGCGGGAGAGGAAAGUGGAAGUGUUGUGAAGAUUUAUAUCGGGAAGAAGCAUUUCUUGGAGACUUUUGGUAUAUUGGAUGGGCCCAACUUAGGGAACAAGUCUACGACAGGAAAGGCACCUACUUGCGCAGGGUAUGAGGAGAAUAGCGGAGGGACGAUUAACCGAAUGAAACUGGGUAUUUGGAGGGUUGAGGAGUUUAAAUUUUGA
Tilletiaria anomala UBC 951 is the source of this 354-nucleotide messenger RNA. RefSeq lists its product as uncharacterized. The record is from RefSeq and is a predicted model, not a curated record. Bases 1 to 354 code for a protein of 117 amino acids. Lineage: Eukaryota; Fungi; Basidiomycota; Exobasidiomycetes; Georgefischeriales; Tilletiariaceae. The transcript has 3 exons.